AUGCUGUGGAGUUUCGCCGCUGGAAGUCCACCACUCGCCUACAUCAUCACUCAGUGCCACCACGUCUCUGUUAAUGUGAAGCUCCGCCGUUGUCAGCUGCUGCUUCCUCUUGACCCCUCGUCGAACUCACCGGAGCAGCAAGAAAACGAAGCAGUCAAAGCUACCGUCGACCGCCAUUACAUCCCACCACCACUGCAGUCUGUCACCAUCGCCUUGCUGCCAUUGGUAAGUUUGUUCAAGUUUCUUUUGGGUUUAAAUUCGUCCCGCCAGAUACCUGCAUCUGGAUUCGUGGGCAGUGACAGGUGGUGGUGGGGACUGCCCACCACAGCAACGGCGGCGAGUAGUGGUUGCACAAUACAUUUGUUGCUUCUGUCUUCCCAAUACAAGGGUGAUCGAAGAGGGAAAAAUGAGCAAGGAUUGGGGUUUGUUUGGGGUUUCUCAAAUCAACAGAAAAGAAAAAGAGAUGGGGGGAGGCUGGAAUGGUUCUAUGGUGGGCGGAGAUGUAGCGGUUCACGGUGGAGUUUGGUGGUCGAAUGGAGGCUAGCAGGUGGUGCAGUGGCUAUCUCCAAAUUGUCGGAGGUAGCAGUCCCUUCUUGUUCGUUGAAAUCGGGAACGGAAGAAAGAAAUGGUCAAAUGGCAGGUGAGUUGGUGGUGAUUGACAAUGCUAAUAAUGCUUUGGUGGUGGUUGGUGGUGGUGAUUACUGA
Molecule: messenger RNA, 705 nt
Organism: Lactuca saligna
Lineage: Eukaryota; Viridiplantae; Streptophyta; Magnoliopsida; Asterales; Asteraceae
Source: the annotation of a GenBank genome assembly